AAUAAUAAACCUAAAUCAAUGGCUAAAUAUAUCGAUAUAGGCCAGAAAUUAACUUUAAACAGCAGUGUCUGAGAGCAAGAUUUGCUAUAUAAACAGCAGCCAUUUGUAAAAUAGAGUGGCUUCCCCCUGAAUCUGGCGCUAAAAGCUUAUAAAAAUAAAACUUAGACAAGAUGGCUGCUAUAGUAAAUGAGCAUGGUUGCAUCUGUUGGAAACAUCGCUAGUCUUCAUUUAUUACGGAAAAGUUUUAAUUCAAUUGUUUAAAAACAGGCUUAAGUCUUCUGUUGCCAUACAUAGAAGGACUUCACUGUAGGAAGUUUGUUUUACUAUGGCAUCCCUACCUGUACAGUUAUUUUUCUGGCCAGGAUCAUUUUUUUCUCAAAAGGCUCAGUUGGCGCUGGAAGAGAAAAAUGUCAGGUACAAGCAAACAGUUAUCUGCCUGCCUGAACACCAACAGACUGAGCCGUGGUACCUGCGACUGAACCCAAAAGGGCAAGUACCCAUGCUGAAGCUGGGCGACAAGUUCGUCACUGAGUCUGAAAAUGUCAUAGACACUGUGGAUAAACUGAAUAAUGCUCCGGUGCUUGUCCCUGACCCCAGCACACCAGAGGGCAAGCUAGUGCAGGAAUGGAGGUCAAAGUUUAACAGCCUCAAUGUGGAAGGUUUGACCUUUGGUGUCUUGUUGCACCCUGAACUUGCUGUAGGUGAAAUCAAGAUGCCAGCUAUGUACAGACAAACUAAGGAAGGAUAUGAAGCGAAAGCCAAAAAAGCAGUUGCAAGGAUGGAAGCACUUCGAGACAAAAACCCAGACCUGAGAGAAGCCUACGAUGACAAAAUCGAGAAAUUUAGAAACAAGCCCUCUAUUAUGCUAGACAAGAACUACAUUGCUAAACUGAUUGAUGACCUUGAACCAUUGUUUGAUGAGCUAGAAGCCCAGUUAAGGAAAAGCAGAACUGAAAACAUCAUCCAGCACUGGUUGUGUGGGCCAAAUUUUACUGCAGCAGAUAUCACCCUCUGUAUCCUUCUUGGCAGGCUUAUCAAUGUUGGUCUCAUUCAGAGGUUUUUGAUUGCUGAGAAGCGUCCAGCCCUAAUCGAAUACUGGAACCAAGCCCAGCAGAGAGGAACCAUUCAGAAGGUUGUGUUGGGCGCCAAGAAAGGCUUGAUGGUGUACCUGGCCAAAAAGGCAAUCACCAAGGUAGCAACAGGUGCUGUGGUGGCAGGGGGAGUGGUGGCACUUGGCAUUUUUCUGGGGCAGAAGUACAAAUCUUAAAUUUCUGAAUGUUGUUUUUUUUUUAUAUCAGUGGCUUGUAUAUUUCUUAGCCAUGGGUUUACAAAUAUUGUAGAGCAAUGAUUUGUGGCGGGGAGUAAAAAAAGUUGUACGAUUUUUAUUUUUUUUUGUACAACCUUUACAAACAUUUUUAAUUGAGUUUUUAUAUGUACAUGUUGUAUACAAACAAUAGAGAAAUUUCUUUCAUGUAAAUUUUAUUGGCAAGUAAUUUUUUUUGUGAUGCAUUUUUUUUAAUUCUUGUACCUUUUUUUACUGAUGUUGGCUUAUUUUAAUAAGCAUUUGGAAGAAUCCUGCAAGCACACCUAUUAUUUCAUAUUAUAUAAAAAGGGAUAUUUUUUUUUACAAGAACUUCCUGCUGUUUUAUUUUUGGCCACAUGUAGAUCUACUACAUUUGACUAUUGCAAUAAAGAUAUGAAAUCCUGUC
Molecule: messenger RNA, 1709 nt
Organism: Physella acuta
Lineage: Eukaryota; Metazoa; Mollusca; Gastropoda; Physidae
Product: ganglioside-induced differentiation-associated protein 1
Biological process (GO): mitochondrial fusion; mitochondrial fission
Cellular component (GO): mitochondrial outer membrane
Source: RefSeq, a predicted model, not a curated record